This is a messenger RNA of Adineta steineri, 1593 nucleotides long. Lineage: Eukaryota; Metazoa; Rotifera; Eurotatoria; Adinetida; Adinetidae. The record is from the annotation of a GenBank genome assembly.
AUGGUUCUUGAAAGGUUUAAAUUGUUCGGUGCAUCAGCACUUUUUACUAGUCUAGAGAAACGAAAUAUUCUCAUUUAUAUCAUUGGUAUAAUGCUAUAUAAAUUUGGUGUAGAAGCAUUUAAUGGUGCCAUUGUUACACUUGCUACAAAUCGUUAUGAUCAAGAUGCAUACGAAACUGUUACAUUAACACGUACAUUUCAAAGCGUUGGAUUACUUAUUGGUCUUAAUCAAGCAUCACAAUGUAUUGGUUCAAUGUUAAUUGGUCCACUUAUUAAACGUUGUCGAACACAAAUGGUUCUUUCAGCAACAAUAUUUAUUUUUGCAUUAUCAACAGCCAUUUUUAUGGUAAUUGAUGUUAUAACUGGUGGAAGUAUAAAACCAAAAGGUUUUGUAGCAAAACAUAAAAAUGAUUUUAGUUAUUAUGGUGAUUAUCGUACUGAUAUAAUUAUACCAAUCUAUUGUCUAUCGGGUGUAACAUUUGGAAUGGUUGAAUCAAUUCGACGUGUUAUUCCAGCUAAUAUUGUUGGUGAUAAUAUUGUUAAAUUACGAAAAAUGAAUGCUUUAGUUCAUAUUUUUUAUGAAAUUGCUGGUGUUAGUGGAGCAUUAACAACUGCUCUUGUAUUAAUUCCACAUUUAGGAAAUAAUCAUGCAUUUAUUAUAACACCUGUUUUAUUUGUUACAUCAGGUUUAAUUUGGUUAUUCAUUCAUUCCGUUCAAAAUAAGAUAGAUAUUGACGAAAAUGAAAUUUCAACACAUUUAAAAAAAACAAAAGUAAAUUAUUUCAAAGCAAUUGCUUUAACACUUUUCUCUUUUCUACAAUCAAUUUAUACUGGUGCAAAAAUUGUUUUUACUAGUCGAAAAUUUAUUUGGUUAUUUGCUGUUUAUCCAUUAGCUGUUUAUUCACAUAGAUAUAUUGAAAAUAGUAUUGCUCCACAAGUUGCACAACGUUUUUUACAAAAUUCAGAUUGGUCACAAAUACUUGUUGGUGGUUCUAAUCUCGGAGAAUUGUUUGGUGCUCUAUUUGUUUUUUAUUUUAAUGAUACAAUGAAAAGUCCGAUAUUAUGGGUACGAUUAGAUGCAUUAAUGUUAUUUGUUAUAUGGUAUAUUCCAUUUUAUCAUCCUCCUAUUGAUCAAAUUAAAUAUGCUUGGAUAAUGUCAGCAUCAUUAGUUCCAAUUGGAUUUGCUUCAGCUGUUGGUGAUAUAUCUCUUGAUGCUUAUAUUCAAUCUUCUUUAACACGUCUUGAAUCUAAACAUAAAAAUAUAUCACCAUUAGGAGCAGUUAUGGCAUUUCUUUAUUCAACAUAUAUUAUUAUCUAUUCAAUUGCAAACCCACUUCUUGGUAGACAUAUUGAUUAUGUUUAUAAUACACGUGGAACUGUUCAAUCUGCACUUAUUUAUACAGCGGCUGUACCAUUAACAAUUACUGUUAUAGUAAUGUUUGCUGCAACAUUUAUUCCAAAAGGUGCUAUUGCAUUUAAUCCAGUAUUGAUUGAUGAAGAUGAAUCCAUUAUUACGAAUGAUAAUAAAGAAAAAUUAAAUAUGAUAUCUAAUACAAAUAUUGAUCAUGAUAAGAUUCAAAAGCAAGAUAUUUGA